AACUACAUCUGAAAUCACACUGUAAACCUAACAAAAAUAAUAACUGAAUAAAUGUGUUUUGAAAAUAUUUACGUUUGCGUCCUAUGGUAAUGGAAUGCAUCUGACGAGGUCAAAGGCGGAGCAGAUGUGAACGUGCACGUUCUUAUCGUUACACAAACACGGCCCUAUGAAACGCAAUGCGGUCCGCACAGCCACCAGAAUGCUUGCCCCAAGAUGGCAGAGUGGAUCAGAGCCCGCACAGCAUGCUGGGAAGGCUCAUCUCUCUCACUGUCCCCCUGGUCCACGCUGCUGAGAGCGCCAACCCCGACACCACCCCAGCACCCACACCCCUCCCCUCGAUUGUGGGGAAGCCAGAGCUUGCGGAAACAGGCUGGGACCGCAUCCGAGAACUGUUCGAUAGAAGUGAGAUGCAACAGUACCCGGAGGAGGUCACUAAUGUCGUGAAGAGCGGGCUGAUGGCGGCAGUGGUGGGCAUGUGCUACGGGGGAAUACCCGCGGCUCGCUAUGCCAGGCAGAGGUUCAUUGAGCAGAGCCAGGCGGAGGUGUACCACAGCCGCGUCGACGCAGUGAGGUCGGCUCAUAAUGCUGCGAUCCGAGGGUUUGUGCGGUUUGGCUGGAGGUGGAGCUGGAGGGUGGCGGCCUUCGUCACUUUGUUCAACACUGUGAGCACAGGAAUGACUGUGUACAGAGACAAGCACGCUCUCAGCCACUAUGCAGCUGCUGGGGCCAUCACGGGGGGCGUGUUCAGGCUGAACCUGGGGCUUGGAGCUGUGCUCGCGGGGACGACCAUCGGAGCGUUCCUGGGGUUGCCAGCGGGGGCCCUGAUCAUGGCCAUGCAGAAGCUGACGGGAGAGACCAUUCAAGAGAGAAGGAGGAGGGAACGUAGAGAACUCUACGAGCUGAAGAUGGAAGAAUGGAAUGCCCGUCUGCAGGUGACAGAGGGGCUCAUUGGUGAGAUGGUCGCCACCGGGCAGAACCAGGAGUUUGAGUCUGACCUGCAGAAGAUCGAGGAGCUGUUGAGUUUGCCCAGGAACGAGGGCGUGGUCAGGGACUCAGACAGCCAGUGACACAGGUGACGACAAUGGUUGCCUAAAAACAUCAUGCACAGAGGUUUCACUGGUGAUUUGCUGGUUUUUUUAAAUAUUGUCUCCGUUCAGUUGAAUGGAAUCGAACAGAAAGAAUGGACUAGGAUCACCAUUACUGUGGAAUAUUGGCGGAAAACUGUGAAAAUCAGUUUUCCUGGUGUUACGAGCCGGUGGGAGAUAUGAGGCAGUUCCAGGAUGGUCUGAUUAGUGCAGAGUUGGGCCACACCCUUUCUUGUUUCCCCUGUAUUGCUCCACAUCCUCACAUCUCAUAGAACCUCCACCUCAGGGGACAAACCCCUGCUGUCUCUCUUUUCUCGGCACGCCCCAACAAACAACAGAUACCCUUCAUUUCAAUGGACAUUUGUCUGUCUGUCACACGAAACCAUCCAAUCCAAACCCAGGACCCGAGCCACAGGUGAAAGGUGAUGAUGGAGAAUUGUGGUCCUGCUACAGGGAUCAGUCUCAGCUUUGAACGUGUAAAUGUCCCAGGUGUUUGUUUCCAGGGCUGUAGACUGAACAUGCAGUUGUUAUGCUGUGACAUUCAUGCAAUAAAUCCCACUGCAGGGCAGUACUGUUCAAAUCUGCAAGAGGCCUGUGAGCUGUUGCUGAUGUAGGAGUGUGGCUUGUUCUGAUAUUAUCGUAUAAUUAUUGUCUGAAUAAAUAAUUUCUUUUUUUUUUGGAUAC
This is a messenger RNA of Anguilla anguilla (European eel), 1769 nucleotides long. It is a transcript of the gene timmdc1, whose product is annotated as translocase of inner mitochondrial membrane domain containing 1. Gene Ontology annotation, cellular component: mitochondrion. The record is from RefSeq and is a predicted model, not a curated record. Bases 177 to 1067 code for a protein of 296 amino acids. The transcript has 8 exons. NCBI's taxonomy places the organism in Eukaryota, Metazoa, Chordata, Actinopteri, Anguilliformes, Anguillidae.